Messenger RNA from Xylaria bambusicola, 1258 nucleotides. RefSeq lists its product as uncharacterized. The record is from RefSeq and is a predicted model, not a curated record. The coding region runs from base 147 to 851 and encodes 234 amino acids. NCBI's taxonomy places the organism in Eukaryota, Fungi, Ascomycota, Sordariomycetes, Xylariales, Xylariaceae. The transcript has a single exon.
GUGAAUAGGCGCGGGCAAACUGACCCCUCGAAGUCUCUGAUACUUGGACAACCACGGCGGGAUGGCUGGGAAGCACAGGUACUGCACAGGUACUGCACAGGUCGAGGCUACCCGCACAGAGCCCCCUGUCACAUUCUCCACUGCGAAUGACGACGGUCCCAUAUCCAGACUUUGGAUACUCUGAGAACCAAUGGCAAGAGGAUCACGCUGCUUGUUUACAUGGCUGUGCGUUUGUAUUCGCCAACGGACGGUGUCGAUGUCCAAGGUCGUUUCCACUGCGACGUCGCCUGCAUCGGCCACAAUCACGAGGGGCGGCUCCAGCCAGCCAGCCCAAGCCCGCCUCCAGCAGAAGAGAAAAAAAAUUCGAGAGGCUGAACGCUCCGCAGACUGAAGCUCCCGUCCCCAAAGGAAUGGCUAAUAUCUACCACCCACUCUUGGUAAUAUAUUUACUUCGUAGAGUCGCGAAAUUGGCGGCGGCCCAACUCCCAUCGCUACGACGGUAUCAGCAUAGUGUCACACAAACGGUUGAACAACCCUUGCAUUCCGAGAUGAGGAGCUUUGGACUGUGCAGACGGAUAGGCUUGAUACUUAGGCAAGGACAGGGGCCCGUCGCUUGGUGUGUUCCGAGAGCGGCAACCCCCAACCGCUGUCACCGAUGGGCCACUCACUUCCGUGGCCACCCCUGUCCUCGCUUUUUCCCUUCUCGGCGCCUUGUCCAGCCACGUCUGCACAAAAGUAUGACAAUACAAGGGACAAGUAGAUUCUCGAACCUUCUGUGGAUUCGUGGGGAAACGGAAAACGAUUUUGAGUCCAUGUCAGGCAACUUUGAUCGUUUGGAACUCAACGUCUGACUGUACUGGGAGACUUUGUUGUGCUCAUGGUCUCAUGGUCGACUGCCCAUGUCCGCUGCCAAACUUCUUAUCGAUUUGGACAAGACGAAAAGAAAACGUCAUAGUCAUUGAUUGUAGCGCUGAAUCGUGAGCAUGCACUGCAACCUCUAAAACAUUCCAGUUGUUAGUGGUAUCAGGAAAUACGCAAACUAUCCCCGAGGAUAUCGAUACGUAUUUUUACAUCCUAUCCCUAUUCAAGGAGAGCCAUCGUGUUUACAUAACUGGUAGACAACGUUGCAUUUGUUUACACUGUCACGAAGUCAACAAUACAACGUAAGAGUAACAGCAUGCAUACACGACGUGCCAGGCCGAGCUCAGGAAUACUACCAGCCAGUUAAUACAAACGCUGUUAGUCUAAUAAGCUGUCU